UUGGACGAGACAUAAUUUAAAUUCUCUAAAACAAUCUGCACCGUUAAUUUAAUCCAACGGUUUUAACUUGAACAUUCGGAUAUCGAGAUUUCAGAUUUUCACAAUAAACUAUUAUAAACUGUUACUUGUAGAUUUUAGAAAAUUCGAUUCUCCGCGACGACGCGACACCGGCGAUGGGAGCAUCAACUUCUUCGGAAACAGUUUCUGCCGAACAAAAGGAAGCAGAAAACGUCGCAGCCUCCACCGGAGCUCUUCCGAUACUUCAAAAAGCUUUCUCCAAGUUCGCCGAUUCCGAAACACACGCAAUUCCCAUAGAAAAACUUCAAAAAUGCUUCAAUUUCGCUCGCGAAGGUCGAAAUUACCAUACCGAGAACACAACUGAUUCGUUGCCACUGUUAUUGGAUCACUUAGGUUCAUCUUUAGUUGAUCAAUUUUUCAUUUCUGAUGAUAAUGGAAUAAACUGGGUUGAAUUUGUGAAAGGCUAUAACAAGUGUUGUUCAAGGGUUUCUGCAUCGAUUUUUCUGAACAAGUUCAUUAGAGUAUUCGUUGAUGUUACUAAAAAAGCGAAUUUGGAUGUUCAUUUGGAAUUUGAAUCUGAUGAUGUUGAUUGUAAGGUUAGCGGGUACCUUCUCCCCAAGCAUGUGUUUCUCUUGCUUUCAAUUUGUUGGGCUAUGUCGUGGGAUUGUAGAAAUUUGAAAGGGAAAGGGAAUUUGAGUGUACCGGAUUUGAGUCAUUUGGUUACGUCGGCGGUUGAUGAUAAAGAUGAAGGUGGGUUUGAUGUAUUGGAUUGUGAUGUUUUGAGCUUGGAAGUUCAGAUUCCUGUAGGGAAGUUUGUUACUUGGGUUAUGAGUACAGUGCCAUGUCUUCCAGAUUGCUUAAAGCGGUAUUUCCAUGCUAGACUGCAAAUAGCAGUAACUGAAGGGGAUGAAUUGGCAUCCUCUGAUUCCUCCUCUGUUGGAGAAAUUUCAUCUACAACUGUAUGUGAUAUUUUAACUCCAGGAAGGGCGUGGGCAAUUUCUAUCACACAGAGAAAUACAGUAAAUGAAGAGAUUUCCAGAGCCUUCAUCGGCAGUGGAGCUGGAUUGAAUGAUAACCUUAUUUAUCGUUCAUCCACCCAUGGAAGAGGCCUCAACAGAUUUUGGUCUCAUGUUGAAGGUUACCACGGUCCGUUGCUAAUUUUGGUUGCUGCAAGUUCUAGAAAUGGUCACGAGGGAAAUUCUGCAAUCAGGAAAUUUGUUAUAGGUGCCCUAACAAAUGAAGGUCUUGAAAAUAAAGAUAUCUUCUAUGGAACCUCUGGUUGUUUAUACUCUUUAAGCCCAGUGUUUCAUCUAUUUCCACCUACCGGUAAGGAAAAGAAUUUUGUUUACAGCCACUUGCAUCCUACUGGUAGAGCAUAUCAAUCCCACCCAACACCAGUUGGAGUUGCAUUUGGUGGAACUCCGGGAAAUGAGAGAAUAUUUAUAGAUGAAGAUUUUUCAAAAGUGACCAUUCGCCACCAUGCUGUCGACAAAACUUAUCAGAGUGGUUCUCUUCUUCCAGAUCAGGGUUUCCUUCCUACUGAAGCUCACAUUUCAGAAGUUGAAGUUUGGGGACUCGGUGGGAAAGCAGCAAAGGAAGUACAAAACUCUUAUAAGAAGAGAGAAGAACUUUUCACUGAUCAAAGACGAAAAAUUGACCUGAAGACAUUUGCAAACUGGGAGGAUUCACCUGAGAAAAUGAUGAUGGAUAUGAUGUCUGAUCCAAAUGCUGCUCGAAGGGAAGAUCGUUGAGCAGACAUAUAUCGUUGCUUUGCUUGGUGCAAUACUCUCAAAGGUAUAAACAUGGUUUAUCUUGUGAUUGUUCUUUAUAUUUCAGGCUUGAGAUCCUCAAGUAGCUGUACAUGAUAUAGAAAUUUUGUAUGUAAGCAAAAUAUGUUGUGUGGCAAUAAUCUUCUUCAGAAGUACAAUUUGCGAGCUAUGUAUGUAUAUAUAGUAACAGUAACAUUGUUCUACAUAUGAAACACGGGAUCGAGACUUUGCAUAUUGGAGAGAUUGGCAUCCCUUUUUUUAAUCGUUUCAUCACAACAAUAUGUGCAUCUCAGUCGAACACGGACCAUGGUUGUGAAAUGUGUCAAUCAGAAAGCUUUGAGUGAUUA
Molecule: messenger RNA, 2134 nt
Organism: Medicago truncatula (barrel medic)
Lineage: Eukaryota; Viridiplantae; Streptophyta; Magnoliopsida; Fabales; Fabaceae
Exons: 6
Coding region: 174-1769 (531 amino acids)
Source: RefSeq, a predicted model, not a curated record